Messenger RNA from Annulohypoxylon truncatum, 697 nucleotides. RefSeq lists its product as uncharacterized. Lineage: Eukaryota; Fungi; Ascomycota; Sordariomycetes; Xylariales; Hypoxylaceae. The coding region runs from base 77 to 409 and encodes 110 amino acids. The transcript is spliced from 2 exons. The record is from RefSeq and is a predicted model, not a curated record.
GUGGUUUAGAAACGGGAGUUACGAUAUUCUCUUCAGCCGACCACAUCUAAUUUAUCAGAGACUCAACUGCUCCAAAAUGCGUGUCUCAAACAUCGCAGCUUUUGCUACCUUUAUCGCCUCGGCGUUUUCGAUCCCUGCACCUCAGGACGGUGGCGGCGAACAAGAUCUUUGCUUGCAACAAAAGUUCCUUUCAGCACUCGAAUGCUCCGAUCUCGACCCUUCAUACACCAACGUCACUUUGCCUAGCGCUGGCUGGUACUGUUGCUGGUACCAGGGGCCAUUCUUGCCUCCUCCCGCGUUACCCGUAUCAGCUUGGUUGACCUUCUCGGAAAAUGGCACGGUUGCGAACCGUUGCUUGGCUCCAGGAACUUGCAAGGAGGGGCUACCGAACGGUCUAUCAAAAAUGUGAUGCAAAUAUAUUCGAAAUCAUGUUACAAUAGUUAAAUGGAUCAUAUUUGCAAGCCAUCUUAUCUAGCCGUCUACGCAUUUCCUUGGUUCGGUGUUAUAAUAAAGCUUUUCAUGUUUUGUAUGUAUGCUUCACGUUGAAAAGAUGGUUGCUGGAGGGAGGACAAGAGGCAUAACGAGUCUCUAACGAGUCCCUACAAUGAUUAUUUACGAGAUGAGUAAAAGUUAUAGACGGAUUCUUGUACAUAAAUAUAUACCUUUAUAUGAAUCGAUAUUGCUAUUAUUUAAAGAG